AUGCUAAGUGUAGUUCUCAUUUCCUUGGGUUUGUUUCUUUUCAGUGUGCAGUUCCUGAACUUGCAAUGGAGAAGUCGUGGAUUUCCUCCUGGACCAACUCCGUUUCCCAUCAUCGGAGGCCUGUGGCAGAUAAAUUUUAGAGCUGAUCGUGGGAGUCUGAAAAAGCUGGCAAAAAUCUAUGGCAACAUCUGUACCCUGUGGCUGGGUCACACACCUGUAGUGGUGCUGUACGGGUUCCAAGCCGUGAAGAAUGGUCUCGCCACCAACUCAGAGGAUAUUACUGGGAAACUAGAGUCCUUUGUCUUCAAAAGAGUGACAAAUGGAAAGGGUCUCCUGGCCUCAAGUGGUCUUGUCUGGAAACAUCAAAGACAUUUUGGAACUGGAGCUCUCCGAAAACUGGGAAUGGGGAAUAAAGGAAUAGAACGUGGGAUACAAACAGAGGCCUGUUUUUUGGUUGAGUUCUUCAGGAGCAAAGAAGGCAGAGCUGUCGACCCUUCCUUCCCCAUUGUUCAUGCUGUCGCUAAUGUCAUCUGUGCCGUGGUGUUUGGACAUCGGUUCUCCUCAGAGGAUGAAACCUUCCAACAAUUGGUUGAAGCAUCCAGUUGCAUGUUGGCUUUUCUAAACACCCACUAUUACUAUAUAUGUGAAGUUCUCCAAGAUGUUGUAGAGUACCUCCCUGGACCUCAACACAAGGCAUCGUAUUCUUGCGAGUUUCUUCGGUCUUUUGUAAGGCAGGAGAUCAAAAUCCACAGGGAAAAGGGCAAAACAGAUGAACCAGAUUUCAUUGACCUUUACCUGGAUCAGAUAGAGAAAGCUAAAAAUAUCCCAAAUUCUGCAUAUGAUGAGGACAACAUGGUGCAGUGUGUUUUUGACCUGUUCCUGGGUGGCACAGAGACCACUGCCACCACUCUGCGCUGGGCUCUGCUCUAUAUGAUGGCUUAUCCUGACAUCCAAGAAAAAGUCCAGAAAGAGCUAGAUGCUGUUCUGAGUCCCUCCCAUCUCAUCUGCUACGAGGACCGGAAGAAACUGCCUUACACAAACGCUGUGCUUCACGAGAUCAUGCGCUUCAGCAGCAUCAUCUUGAUCACAAUUCCCAGACAAGUGCUGAAGGACACAACUUUUUUGGGGUAUCAGCUUCCAAAGGGCACCCUUAUUAUGGCAAACUUAGAUUCAACUCUUUUUGACCCUGAAUACUGGGAGACCCCUCACCAGUUCAACCCUGGUCAUUUCUUGGAUGAGGAUGGAAAUUUUGUGAUCCGAGAAGCCUUCUUACCCUUCUCAGUAGGCCAGCGGGUGUGUCUGGGAGAGGUGCUGGCAAAGAUGGAGCUUUUCAUCAUCUUCUGCAACUUAUUGCAGACGUUCAAGUUCACUCCACCAGAAGGAGUUAAGGAAGUCAACACAGAGGCGGUCCUUGGGGGCACAAUGAAACCCCAUCCGUACAAGCUCUGUGCAGUUCCUCGCUAG
Molecule: messenger RNA, 1464 nt
Organism: Pogoniulus pusillus (Red-fronted tinkerbird)
Lineage: Eukaryota; Metazoa; Chordata; Aves; Piciformes; Lybiidae
Product: cytochrome P450 2J6-like
Exons: 9
Coding region: 1-1464 (487 amino acids)
Biological process (GO): xenobiotic metabolic process
Cellular component (GO): cytoplasm; intracellular membrane-bounded organelle
Molecular function (GO): iron ion binding; heme binding; oxidoreductase activity, acting on paired donors, with incorporation or reduction of molecular oxygen, reduced flavin or flavoprotein as one donor, and incorporation of one atom of oxygen
Source: RefSeq, a predicted model, not a curated record